AUGACUGGCCCGCAUGCGGACCUGACAGCGGGGGAGCAGUGCUACCUGGACCACACUGCGCGCAUCCACUCGACGCCGCUCAGUGCACACGGCGACGAGGGUGACGAGGGUGACGAGGGUGACGAUGGCCACCACGCCCACCACGCCCACCACAGCCACCACAGCCACCACAGCCACCACAGCCACCACAGCCACCACAGUGCCAGCUUCAACCUCGACGCUCAUGGCAGCGCAACGCCCAGCCAGCAGCAACAGCGCCCACUGCUCGAAGAGGCCGACAGCACGCCGCGCUCUGAGCUCCCCUCGGUGCCCGACGCAGUCGCUGCCAACCUGCACCGCCAGAUGCACGCCAUCCACGAAGACCAGCCCAGCUACUUCUCGCCGCAGCCCCGCCGCGCCUACUCGAGCACCAUCACACACAGCACCCCCGCCUCCGCACACCCCUCGCCCUCCUCGAGCGCCAGUGCUUCGACCGCGUCGGUAGACGUCGCCGGCGCCCCGCCCUCGGACGCCUUUGGCCCUUCACUACAACCCCUCGCCCUCCACCACCGCCCCGCCUACGAGCGCGACCUCUCCAACAUAUCGACCGCCAGCCAUGCCAGCCAUGCCAGCCAUGCCAGCAAUGCCACCGUCCGCGCGGACCCCGCCAGGCCCCUGCUCCACUUGGCCUCAGAACCUGCCGUCCCGCAGCACCGCGAUGGUCCCGUCUACCCCAACCAGUCCUAUGCUGCACUGCAGUUUCAGCAAUACCCCACCCCCUAUGCGCCGCCCAUCGUCCGCGCGCGGAGCUCACACCCAGCACACUUCUCUGCCAAUUCCGUGUCCGCCAUCCCCUCCUUCGGCGCCUCCAACAUGCACUACCGCGACAUCAUGGACUCUGCCCCGCGCACCGCCGGCAACUCCCCCGUCAGCAGCCCUGGCCUCUUCGACCCCACCAGGCGAAUCACGCCUGGCUCACGCGAGCCCAGCGACGGCCUCUACUCGAGCCCCUGGCUUCACCACACCCACAGGCAGGCACCCAAAGAGAGUCACGUCGCCGACGUCUCUCAUGACCCCGUCUCUGGCCGCAAGGUUGUCAACCAGUACGAGAUCAUUGAUGAGCUCGGUCGCGGCGUCCAUGGCAAGGUCAAGCUCGGAAAGGACCUGCUCACGGGCAAAUACGUGGCUAUCAAGAUCGUCGAUCGGUACUCCAAGCGUCGACGUCUCGGUAAGAACACGAGCCACGAGGACAAGAUCAAGCGCGAGAUCGCCAUCUUGAAGAAAGCUCGACACCCCAACAUCGUCAGCCUGCUGGAAGUCAUAGACGACCCAGCUAAGAAGAAGGUCUAUAUCGUACUCGAGCAUGUGGAGCUCGGCGAGGUCAAGUGGAGGAUAGAAGGCGCCCCCGAGGUUACUUUGGUUGAAUGGCGCCGCUUCCAGCGAGAGUCGGAAGGCAUCUUUGACGACGACACUGCAGCACUAGAGGAUGAACGCAUCAUCAGGAUGGCGCACCGCAAGCUUGCUCGCCAGCGACGUCGCGAAGCAAAGGAAGCCCACCUUCGCCGACAAAUCGUUACAGGGAACGAGCCUUGGAGCUUUGAGUUCGGUGGAGACUCGGACGAAGACAACUUCUCAGAGGCAGGCCGAAGCUCUCGAGCUUCCAAUCGUGACGAGCGCCCCCACAGCCGUGUCCAGUUCCGCGAACGGCAGGAGUCUUCCAACCACACUGACCAGACGAUGGAGACUGCAUUCCGCUCAUCUAUCCACGCUCCUGGAUCCAGCAAGAGCGAAGAGGAUCCUACGAAUGGUCUCGAAGGCACCAUGUAUGGUCCAUACGACACAGAGUUCGUUCGUGGCCGUACACCUAGCGUCGCGGAUAGCAGCUCUUCCCACCCGGACGGCGAGGAAGAAAUACCAGAGCAUUUCCGCUAUGUCCCGUUGAUGACGAUCCAGGGAGCAUGGGAGGCUUUCAAAGAUACUGUACUGGGUAUUGAGUAUCUCCACUACCAGAACGUUAUCCAUCGCGAUAUCAAGCCUGCCAACCUACUCGUUACUAAGGAGCACCGCAUCAAGAUCUCCGACUUUGGAGUCUCCUACCUAGGGCGCCAGAAGACAGACGAAGGACUCGGUGAUCAGUCCGAGAACGAAGUACAAGAGGAGGACGAAGCCAUUGAGCUGGCCAAGACAGUGGGCACGCCGGCCUUCUACGCCCCGGAACUCUGCCGCACUGACUUCACUCUUGAGACCCCACACAUUGACGGAGGCAUCGACGUCUGGGCUCUUGGAAUCACGUUGUACUGUCUGAUCUACGGUCGAGUUCCCUUCCACGAGAACAAUCCCUUCGCCUUGAUGAAGGCUAUCAGUGAAGAUGAACCUUACAUACCACGUUAUCGACUGAAGCCUGUCUCUGAGCGCGCAAACUCCAGACCAAACUCGCACGGGCGCAACAUGCAACCAAUCUCGAAUGCCAGGAGGGCUCCGCACGACGUUGAUUACGAGGAGAUUGACGAGAAUCUCCGUGACUUACUGAAACGCCUACUCGUGAAGGAUUCUCAGCAACGUAUUACCAUACACGAGAUCAAGAGACACCCGUGGCUUCUCCAAGGUAUUAACAACUACAAUUCGUGGAUGGAAGAGACAGACCCCGAUCGUUCUUCUCAAGGUCGUAAGAUUGAGAUCUCAAACGAUGAUCUGGAAAGAGCUGUUGUACCCAUUGGCUUCGUCGAGCGGGUACGAUCAGCUGCAAAGAAGGCUACGGACUACGUCACCAAAAGCUUCACGAGAGGCGGUUCGAGCUCUCGCCGUCGUGCGCAGAGCUCUGCACACGAUAUGCAACCCAGCAUGAGCACCACCUCCUCGAGCAGUACUAUCAGUCAGGAUGCUCGAAGAGGUAGCAUAGCACCUAAUGCCAUUCUGGACAUGCUAGGCAGAUCACGCGAGUCGGAACAUCCUCUCUCGCACAGUGUCACCGCAAGUCCUGAAGCAAAGGAACGAGCCAAAUACUUCGACAGCCCCGACUCUCGGAAGUCGUCACCGAUGCAGAACCUAGAGACCUACCGACCGGGCAUGCAGGACCGUUCGUUCUCUUCGGCAUACACAAUACGUCAGGGCGACCUAGAAGCCCGACCUACGUCACCAAUGAUCCCUUCAGCAUUACCUGGCACUCCAACUGCGUUGGAUACGCCUACUGGGUCGCAUUUGAGUGGUCUGUUUGGGGGUCUACCGCGCAGGGUCGUCAACAGCAUGAAGAGCAAAGAUAAGCUCAAGCCUCCUCGAGAGCAUAUCCAAAGGAAGUCCUUCGACAAGUCGAUUGAUAGACUCAUGAUCGGCGAACAGGAUCCCCACGGUGUGCCGAGCCUUGCGAUCAGCACGACCAAUGUUUCCGGUCAUGUCGACCAACCAGACCCAAAGGAGUUGUCACCUGUCCUCCGCAGUCGAUCCCCUAGCUACUCGGACGCCCGUUCUCUCGAUCCUCUUGAUUCGUCAUCGCGGCAGUCAUCGAUAUCAUCCUUGUCGUCCCGUCUACACGGCAGGUGGGCUGCUGCGAAUGAGCUCGAGGUUGGUCCAACUCUUGACAUCCCCCCUGGCUCCUGGAAAUCACAGACAUCAUCUCAAUCUGCCUACACUGCAAACUCGCACUGGAUUUCAAGUGCCCAUGAAACAUCAGAUGAGAGGUUCAGCCGAGCCAAGGACGAGUUUAUUCGCCGCAGGGUCCGAGAGGAGAACAUGGGUCGCGAACGAUCAGUGUCUGCAACGCAGCAAUCGGGUUCGGUGCUAAGUCAGGCUGCUUGCCCACCCAGCCCUGAUGACGAAACGUUCAACCAUCGCAAGAAGGUCGAGGAGUAUCUAGGCACACAGCACGCAGAGUCUUCCGAGAAUAGCCCUGUCGGUGGACAAGAGCGGGGCUUGGCCUUCUGUUCGUCUGAAGAGCAGUUCACACCCAUGUCACAAUCGACUUCCAACCCUUCAAUCCCCUCUGUCGCAUCGGCCAGUUCCUCCAUGCCGGAUGACUGCGCUCCUCUGGACCAGUUCGCGAACAUACUGCCUACCGCGUCUGCAGACUCAAUUGCACACAACCAGUUUGAUGCUCCUGUCGACGACCCUGCCGGCUACGAUGGCGACCAUGCUAUAGACAGUGACGAGGAGGACAGCAGCGACGACGACGGUGGCCUCUUCAUGGGCAAGAAGAAACCUGCACCUAAGGCUCGACGAAGCAUAUCCAUCUCGAACGCAGAGCUGGCUCGCUCAAAUAUCCCAAAGGAGGUCAUGGACGGUCGCCGACGCUCGGCACGCAGCGGCAGCAAUGGUACUGUCAAAAAGAUACCUCCGCCUGGCGCAGCCGACACUUCCGCCGCUGCUUCCGCUGAGCAGACUCCUGAAGCGUGA
This is a messenger RNA of Ascochyta rabiei, 4365 nucleotides long. RefSeq names its product Non-specific serine/threonine protein kinase. Gene Ontology annotation, molecular function: ATP binding; protein kinase activity. The transcript has a single exon. Bases 1 to 4365 code for a protein of 1454 amino acids. Gene Ontology annotation, biological process: protein phosphorylation. The record is from RefSeq and is a predicted model, not a curated record. Lineage: Eukaryota; Fungi; Ascomycota; Dothideomycetes; Pleosporales; Didymellaceae.